Chara braunii is the source of this 2037-nucleotide messenger RNA. Lineage: Eukaryota; Viridiplantae; Streptophyta; Charophyceae; Charales; Characeae. The record is from the annotation of a GenBank genome assembly.
CGAAGCUGCCUGUUGCACAACAAGUCGACUGUGCUUCCGUGCCCAUCGAGCCGACUUCCAAACGGCUCCAAGAUCCGUCGGCCACAACGGGUGCGAAGAGGAAGCAAAUGCCGACUGGUCCGCCUCCAACGGAUGUGUUUGUCCAGGGUCUUGCGGCUCCGGCCUCGCCCUCGCAGCAACAACCUCUGGACUUGGUCGAGCGCUCCAGCGAGGCUACAGAAUACGACGACGACGUUAUGCGCCGCCAGACUAGUCCCCAACAUUGUCUCCAAGGAGGUGCAAGCGUCGUCGAUGAAGAGGGAGAGGAGGGCGAACUAGCAAAAGCCGGUGGUGAGGAGGACGACGAGGGCAAUGAAGGAGAUGUGGAUGGUGAAGACGACAACAUGAAUAACGACGGGAACGUUGGCGGUGACGAAGUCGAAGAGAAUCGUUUCUCCCACUGUGAGCGACGGCGCAAGGACCACAAUGCAGGCAGGAGUGGCAUGACGACGACACCUUCGACAUUGGUGAUGCACGCGCCGUCUGUGGUCAACCUACAACCUCUCAUGGGGUGUUACAAAAAUAAUAACAUUGUCUGUGACGAGUCGGCCAAGGAAAAUGCAUAUUUGACAAAGUUCAUCGAAAUACUUGUCAAGGAUAACAGAUUCGACUGCCGAUUCGAGAAGCCGCGUUCCACAUAUCGCAACAACAGGGACAUGUACCACAACUUGGGACCAAAGAGAUUGAAGCUGUGGGAAUACCUAUUCCACGAUGCGCCGCAAGGAUGUCUUGACGGGAAUUAUAUAUAUAAGAAAGCAAAGGCAACAGAGACCCUCAAACAUUAUCACGGUGCUCUGACUGGCGCCUUUGAGAUAUUCGUUGCUCGAUGCAAGAUAUUAAAGUUCAAUCUUUACAAAGACCAACUAACGUUCAAGGACUGUGCAGAACUCGCUAAAUGGGGUGAAGGGUUUAACCCUGUCGACAGCGAUGAAGACUCAUCAGACUCCGACCUCGAUAUCGAAAAUGACACUGAUGCAACCGGGAGGCCUGAACAGGGCGUUGCAAUGGACCACGACGUACAUGAUCCAGGUCGUCUCAUGACGCAGGCACACGAUGACGGAACCGCGCGUUCACAGGGAUGCUCCAACUUGCCACUCGCGAACAGUGUAACCUCAAUGGUCGGCCGCGUCGAGUGUACUCCUAUGGAUGCAGAGACUGGGAUGUGCCGCGGCGAUGAAGAAGAUGAGCUUGAUAUACCUGACCAAGCGUUAAAGCUCGCGCCGGGCGAACCGAUUCCUCCCGACUUAUGUCGAGAACCCGGAGCAAAGCGAGGCCGCCAUCAAAGCGAAGGCGAAACAUUUGUUCAAUGUCCUGCGAGACCAUGGCAGUUGGAGUUCAGCCGCAAGUUUUACAAUCUGCCCACGAGCCCCUCACGCGGGUCAAUGGACAGGAAGGUCGAUCACACCGUCGAGGCCAUGGAGGUGAACGUCUCUCCAAAUGUCAUGCUUUUGUCUGCACUGGCCACAGGGGACACGAAGGCUGAGCAGAGGGAAGAUGACAGGAUAACUUCCAGCUUGAAGGUUGCAUUGAUUCCAGAUGUGGAGAUAACGUGUGCGGCGAAAAAGUCCACGACACAAAUAUCCGAACAUGUGCAUAUGUCAAUCAUCGAGCCCUCGGAUGUGGGUGCCACGUACGAAAGUCUCUUAUUGACAGGUGCUCCAUUGGAAGGCAGAUCGGAGAUGGAGUCCGAGUCGCCUGUUGGGAUGAGCAUCGCGGGAUUAUCAUUGCAACCGUCCUCAUGCACUGACAAAGGUGAUGCAUUCUCAUCGCUAACACCACAGAGAGGGGGCGAUGGGGAUGGUGGGAAGGGAAGGGAUGCAGAGGAGUUGCACUAUUCUCGCAAUCUUGACACCUUGACCUCGAGCAUUGAUGAUGAGGUCGGAGGUGAAAAGGACCUGAUCGAUACCGCACGUGGAAAACAUGAUGGGUGAGGYGGGGAAUGGAGUAGAGGGAAAUCAUCCGGCGAUGGAAUUACAAAGUUUCAUUUGCUUCUUUGUA